Messenger RNA from Hyaloperonospora brassicae, 795 nucleotides. The record is from the annotation of a GenBank genome assembly. Lineage: Eukaryota; Oomycota; Peronosporomycetes; Peronosporales; Peronosporaceae.
AUGACCUGCGCGGGGUACCUCCUGCUCAACAGCGCGUCCCCGUGUUUCGUCGAGAUGUGCACCGGUGUCAUCGUGUGUUCCCUCGUGGACGGCCGUCUCGAGCCGCCGUCACUGCCGCCCCUGGAGCCCCGCGAGAUGGCCCGAGCCGAAGGCAUUCCACUUGCAGUAUCCCUGAAAUCCCUCGACCCGACAGAUGGGACCUGCAAACCCUUUGACGACCGAACUCGCCACGCAAUGGACGCGCGGCUAAAGCCGCAGCGACUGCUGCAGCUCAGUGGCUACCGCGUCGAAGUGCUCGAGUUGGCCGCCGCCGACGACGACGACGAGUGGCCGCUCGCGUUCUCGUUCCAAGUGAACACGUACCAAGUGGGGCCCGUGGCACCCGACGGGUCCUUUGCCCGCAGUGCACUGCACGACUCGGUGCGGUUCACUGCCACGGACCACGCGACAAAGAACCUCUGGAUCAAGCACAUUACAUUGUGGAAUCGCUAUGGCUGGCGCGAGACGGUGCAAGUCGGCGCAACGCAGCGCGAGUUGGCGCUGCUCGAAGAGAUGCUGCAGAACGUCAGUGGAUCAACUAUGUCGAUGUCGACAACGUGUGUUGCCAGUGCUGCUGAUGGACGCUACAGCUGCAGCGAUGGAGAGCUCUAUCGAGACGCCCAUAGUGCCGUGAAGAUCUACCAGAGCAGCAGUCGAAGCGUCAGUACCGACCGCUCGACUUGUGAGUUGAGGCGGCACGCGAGGCGGCGAUUUUACCGCUCGACGCUUCCGGGCGCAUUGGCCCCACCAGUGUGA